CUUGCAUUAGGAUUUUUUUUUUUAGGAGGUUGAGUCACGCACAAUGUAUUCUCUCUUUCCUCACUUUAUGUUGCGAUCUCCAGACUCCACUUCUCCACUCUCAUUGUUGAGUUUCAGUACUUCAUUUCAUUUUCAUUUGUGGCGAAGACGACAAUGAGGCUGAGUCGUCCAUUAAUUGGUAAUAGCUUUCUUCCUUGCUCUCUCACUUCUUCUUCUUCUUCUUAUUCCCUUUCCCCUUUCUUUUCUGCUUUUUAUUUUCAUUUUCAUUCACGCAAUUAUUACUCCAUUGCAACUCAUGAACAUCGUAAGUUGUUUCUUCAAUCAGUUAAAGAACACUGCAAAUUAGGGUUUUCAAAUCUCAAUUUCCCCCUUUCUCUCUUUCAUCAAAUGACUUCAUUGCGCCCUCUUCCUUCUGUUAUAGAUUUCAAUCAGCUCUUCACUGCCAUUUCCAAAUUGAAACGCCUUCAACCUCACUCUACCCUUAUCUCUCUACUUAGAAACCUUGAAUUGUCAGGUAUUCGACCCGAUAUGCACUCUAUUGGUAUUCUCGCCAAUUGUUACUGUCAUUUGGGCCGUGUUGAUUUCGGCUUCUCUCUUCUCGCCAAAAGACUGAAGCUUGGAUACCCCCUUGAUCGUGAUUGUGUUAUCUUUACUACCUUAAUCAAUGGCUUUAUCCACUGUGAUAAGCUUCCUCAAGCUCUUCAAUUGCUAGAUCAAAUUGUUAAGCUAGGUUUCCAACCCGACAUUAUUACCUAUGGUGCUAUUUUCAAAGGCCUUUGUCAGAUUGGUGACAAUGCUGCUGCCCUUCACUUGCUUAAGAAGAUGCAAUCUAGUCCUUUUCAGCCUGGUCUUGUCAUAUAUAGCACCAUUAUUGAUAGUCUUUGUAAGGAUAGGCUGUUGAAAGAGGCCCUCGACUUGUUCACCGCCAUGAAAAGUGAGGGCAUUAUACCUGACGUUAUCACUUAUACCUCCUUAAUUAGAGGUCUCUACAACUCCGGCUCCAAGGUCGAGGCUAAAGAUAUGCUAGUUGAGAUGUUGGAGUGUAAUGUAGCACCAGAUGUUCCCACCUUCAGCAUGCUGGUUGACAUGUUAUGCAAAGAUGGGAAUGUUGAUGAAGCACAAGCUAUUCUAGACUAUAUGAUUGAGAGAGGUGAGGUGCCAGAUGUCAUUACUUACAGUUCUUUACUUGAUGGUUAUUGUUUGCGUGGUCAGAUGGAGGAUGCGGAAAAGCUACUUGAUCUCAUGGCCCAAAAUGGUUGUGAGCCUAAUAUUAUAAGUUUCAACACUAUGAUUAACGGAUAUUGCAAGGCUGGAAACAUUGACAAGGCACUCUACUUAUUCCAAGAAAUACUUGAGAAAGGGAUGACACCUAAUGUUGUUACCUAUAACACUCUCAUUGAUGGACUAUGCAAAGUUAAUCAACUCCCACUUGCGCGUAAAUUAUUCAAGGAUAUGCAAGGUCAUGAAUUUACUCCUAAUGUUGUGACAUAUGCUUCAUUGCUUGACAACUUAUGCAAAAAUGCGCUACUUGAUGAAGCAGUGGUGUUACUUGAAGAUAUGGAAUAUAAUGGUGUUAAGCCUAAUAUUGUCAUCUACAAUAUCCUAAUUGACAGUUUGUGUGAGGCUGGGCAACUUGAAGAUGCAGCCAAUUUCUUCUCCGAUCUUGUAUUGAAGGGUCUACAGCCUAAUGUUAAAACGUACAACAUAUUGAUCAAAGGUUUUUGCAAGAAAAGGCUCAUGAAUGAAGCUGUUGAAUUGUUGACAAUAAUGGAGGAAAUGGGUUGUUAUCCUAAUGAUCGUACCUAUAAUACAAUUAUCAGAGGAUAUAUUGUAAACAAUGACUUAUCAAAUGCAUUCUACUACUCUGACCUUAUGGUUAGCAAGGGAUAUGAAGCUGAAGCUGAUACUUUCUCGUUAUUUAUUGGCCUCUUGUCUUCUGAUAACUUAAGUGACUCGGCAAAAGAUCAGCUAAGGAAGUUCACCCAUGUGACUCUUACAACCUGUGAUAAUCUUCAGAAAAGGGGAGUCAUGGUUAAUGGUACAUGCCUAAUGUGUAACAGCAAAGUAGAAUCACCUGAACAGAUGAGGAAAACAAGUGACGAGGAAAGGCUGUUGUUUGAAGUGCUCCAGCACCUGCUGUAUCAUUGGGAAGAUGAUGAGUCAUUUCUUGUGUCAGAAGGAGUAUGGCUGAAUCUGCCGAGUACGGGAACCAAGUGUGUUUCUGAGGAGAUCCAGAACAACGUUGUUGUUGUUGCUGACUAUGUUGUUAUUGAUGAACAUGGUCAUGCUCCUCCCACUGUUUCUGCUAAGGUGACAUCUCCUUAUGGAAACACUCUCUACCACCAAGAAAAUGUGACUCAUGGUCAGUUUGCAUUGACAACUAGUGAAAUUGGCAACUACGUUGCCUGCUUUUGGGUUGAUGGUAAUCAUCAAUCUGCAACGCUCAAUCUUGAUUGGAAAAUUGGGAUUGCUGCCAAAGACUGGGAUUCAGUUGCGAAAAAAGAGCAUAUUGAGGGUGUUGAGCUUGAGCUCAGAAAACUUGAAGCAGCUGUGGAAGCAAUUCACGAGAAUUUACUAUAUUUGAAGAACAGAGAAGCAGGAAUGAGGGAAGUGAGCGAAAAAACCAACACUAGAGUUGCUCGGUUAAGUAUUAUGUCCCUUGGCGUGGGUAUUGUGGCUUCACUCUUACAGCUUAAUGACUUGUCAAAAACCCAUCUACUGGAGUUCAUCAAGAAUGACUUGAAUAGGAAAAAGAAGUGGUUAAUUAUGGCUAGACAUGGAGAUCUUGUAAAUCGAGAAUCCCGCUUUAUGUAUUGUGAUGAUCACAGUUCCAAAUGUCAUUACUUACAAUGCUUUACUGAUGGUUAUUGUUUGCGUGGUCAGAUGGAGGAUGCGGAAAAACUACUUGAUUUGAUGGCCAAGAAUGGUUGUGAGCCUGAUAUUGUAAGUUUCAACACUAUGAUUAAUGGAUACUGCAAGGCUAGAACCAUUGACAAGGCACUCAAUUUAUUCCAAGAAAUACUUCAAAAAGGAAUAAUGACACCUGAUGUUGUUACCUAUAACACUCUCAUUGAUGGACUAUGCAAAGUUAAUAGACUCCCACUUGUCCGUAAAUUGUUCAAGGUUAUGCAAGGUCAUGGAAUCUUUCCUGAUAUUGUUACAUAUGCUUCAUUGCUUGACAGCUUAUGCAAAAAUGCGCUACUUGAUGAGGCAAUAGAAUUACUUGAAGAUAUGGAAUAUAAUGGUGUUAAGCCUGAUAUUGUCAUCUACAAUAUCCUAAUUGACAGUUUGUGUGAGGCUGGGAAACUUGAAGAUGCUGCAAAAUUCUUCUCAGAUCUUGUAUUGAAGGGCCUACAGCCUGAUGUUAAAACAUACAACAUAUUGAUCAAAGGUUUUUGCAAGAAAAGGCUCAUGAAUGAAGCUGUUGAAUUGUUGACAAUAAUGGAGGAAAAUGAUUGUUAUCCUGAUGAUCGUACCUAUAAUACAAUUAUCAGAGGAUAUAUUGUCAACAAUGACUUAUCAAAUGCAUUCUACUACUCUGACCUUAUGGUUAGCAAGGGAUAUGAAGCUGAAGCUGAUACUUUGUCGUUAUUUAUUGGCCUCUUGUCUUCUGAUAAUUUAAGUGACUCGGCAAAGGACCAGAUAAGAAAAUUCAUCAGACGACUUGAAUAAAAACAAAACAGGAUAAUUAUGACUACAUUUUGGAGGUAUGAAAAAUUCGAGAAUUUUGCAAUUUCAUUAUUGUUGAGAUGUUCCUUUAUUGUGAUUAGUUAUUCUGAAAUGGUACGAGUAGGCUAUGCUUUAGUUUUUAUCAUAAUUCUGGGUCUUUUUAGUCUUUUUCAUAGUUCUAGUUGUCAUCUUUCUGGUAUCUGAUUUGUGUACCUUUUCUAGUGGCCCUUAUUGUUUUUAUCAAGCUAUUUCAACAUAUGAGCUUCUAAAAAGUGCUUUAUGUUAUUUAAAGUUGAUUUCCAUUUUGAAAUGUUGGGAUAAACUCCCAAAAUUCCUAAUAUUAAAUUAAUAUUAUUAGUGGUAAAGAAAUAAUAAUAAUAAUAAAAGAAGACGACAAAUGAAAAUAUGCUAAGUAAUGCAAGAUGUGGCAGUGGAAGAUCGGAGAUCCUUACCAUUAAGGCAAAGUUAUAAGUGGCUAAUGAAUUGGUCAGCUAGUUUCUUAUUGGAUGAUGUUAAAAAAGAAAAGCCCCCA
Messenger RNA from Beta vulgaris subsp. vulgaris (sugar beet), 4201 nucleotides. RefSeq names its product pentatricopeptide repeat-containing protein At1g62670, mitochondrial-like. The record is from RefSeq and is a predicted model, not a curated record. NCBI's taxonomy places the organism in Eukaryota, Viridiplantae, Streptophyta, Magnoliopsida, Caryophyllales, Amaranthaceae. The coding region runs from base 154 to 3672 and encodes 1172 amino acids. Gene Ontology annotation, molecular function: protein binding. The transcript has 8 exons.